CUUAAAAUAAAAUAACUUCUGCAUGGUUUACGGCAAAGUUUCAUUGUGGUACGAAGAGCACUAGAUCUGAUGACACAGACAGUUACUAGGACUACUUAAUCAUAUCUUUAACAAGUGAACUUUAGGCAUGAGUUUAAGCAUGCCAAUUGGUCGACCUGGUAAAUUGAGUGCUGGUUACUAGUGACGUGUUUGAUCUUAAAGCAUAUAUGGAGUGGUUAUUUACUACCUAAAAAAGGUAAAUAGAUGUUAGGAGCAAGUUAGGUGGUUUUGGAAUGAAUUGAAACGGCUAGAAUAGAAGCUAUACAUUUUUAUUUCGUUUCUAGAAAAAAAAUAAAAAUAUUAAUUUUCAAAAUUUAAUUUUUACUCAAUUUCAACUCCAAUCCCAAUUUAGAUUUUCAUUGCGAACCAAAUAUGUCUAAUAAUAUAUCAUUUCGAUUUUAAUUUCGAUCCAUUCGGGAUCCGACCAAUUCGGUACGAUUUCCGACCAAUCGCGCCCUAAAGCUCUUCAUGAAUCACGAAUAGCGCACAAGAACCCGUUCCGGCGCUCAUUCUGGGUUACGCCGAGCGGUACUCGAAAACCUUGAAAGAUUUGAUUAUCGAGGUGGGAAAAGAAUGAAAAGCUCUCACCACACGCAGUAGCAGAGAGAUGAGGCGAAACGGAGAACAUGAAUCACCUCUCUCACCUUCGGUGCUCUCCUCUUCCUCUCCUCCUCCCCCACCGUCUCAAAAGUUCCCAUCUUUCUCUCCGUUCCAUCUCGUUCAAUCCUCCGAUCCGGUCCGAUGCCAAUCCGCUCCCAAAACCCCGCACGGAAAUCCCGUUCCCUACCGUCGUCGAUCCCUUCUUCUCCAACCCCAUUCCACCCGACGUCUAUAGCUGCAAUCUAAUGCUCUCCACCCUCGGCCGAAGCCGAGGGCUCAACGAAGCCCGCGCUCUGUUCGAUCGGAUGCCCCAAAGGGAUGUCGUCACCUAUGCCUCCAUGAUCACUCUCUACCUGCAAUCCGGCAAUCUCCCGCAAGCCGAGGCGCUCUUCUGGCAAGCACCCGCGAGGAAUGUCGUGUUGGAAUCGGCGAUGAUCGACGGGUAUGUGAAAGCUGGACGGAUAGUUGAAGCCCGGAAAAUUUUCGAUGCAAUGCCGGACAGAAACGUGGUCUCUUGGACCAGUUUGGUGUCCGGGUACUGUCGGGUUGGACGAAUUGACGAGGCGCGGCGGCUCUUCGAUCAGAUGCCGGAAAGAAAUGUCGUGUCUUGGACAACGAUGGUUUUGGGCUACGCCAGAAACGGGAUGCUGACAGAGGCCCGAGAUCUUUUCGAUCGGAUGCCGGAAAGAAAUGUUGUGUCUUGGACUGCUAUGAUGAGAGGUUGUGUGGAAAACGGUCGAAUUGGUGAGGCGAGCGAGUUGUUUGACAGAAUGCCGCAUCGGAACGUGUACUCUUGGAAUGUAAUGAUUUCGGGUUAUUUGGAUAGUGAGCAUGCUAGCGAAGCGAUGGAUUUGUUCCAGUUAAUGCCUCGAAGAAAUGCAGUAUCUUGGACUAUCAUGGUGACCGGUCUGGCUCGAAAUGGGCUGAUGGAGAAAGCACGAGAGUUCUUUGAUAGGAUGCCAAAAAAGGACCCUGCUGCAUGGAAUGCGAUCAUCACGGCAUAUGCAGAAGAAGGCCGCAUGAGCGACGUGCAGGAGCUCUUUGAUGCAAUGCCUGAAAGGAAUGUUGUGACUUGGAAUGCCGUGAUUGAUGGGUAUGCAAGGAAUGGGUAUCGAGGGGAGGCUUUGAGGCUUUUCCUCAUCAUGCUUCGCUCACCAGUGAAGCGAAAUGAGACUACUUUAACUAGUGUUUUGGGUAUGUGCAAGAGCACUGUUGAAGUAAAGCAAAUUCAUGGACAAGCCAUCAAGAUCGGUUACGAAAAAGAUGCUUCGCUCAUGAAUGCUUUAGUGACUAUGUACUCUAGAAGUGGUGACCUGGGUUCGGCUUGGCUUGCUUUCAAGAUACUCCAUGCCAAGGAUGUUGUAUCAUGGACAUCGAUGAUACUGGCCUGCUCGAACCAUGGGCGUGGUGAUUGUGCAUUGGAGGUCUUCGCGCAGAUGUUGAGACAUGGAGCCAAGCCUGAUGGAAUUACUUUUGUGGGAGUAUUAUCAGCUUGCAGCCAUGUUGGUCUUGUUGACAAGGGCAAAAAAAUCUUUGACUCAAUGAGCCGAGCAUAUGGACUGGAACCGAAGGCGGAGCACUACUCAUGCCUAGUGGACCUGCUGGGUCGAGCAGGGCUCAUUGAAGAAGCUAAGGAGGUGGUCAGUGAGAUGCCACAAGGCGAGCUCGAUGAAGCUGUUUUAGGGGCUUUGCUUGGGGCAUGCAAGGUUCAUGAGAAGAUCGAGGUGGCAAGCCAUGUUGGUGAGGAGCUCAUUGAACUAGACCCUUCUGGGUCGGGGGGGUACGUGCUUUUGGCUAAUGUGUUUGCAUCACAUGGAAAGUGGAAUGAUGUGGCACGCGUGAGGAAGAUGAUGAAAGAGAAGAAGGUGAAGAAAGUGCCUGGUUUCAGCCAGAUAGAAGUGAAGAUGAGGAAUCAUGUGUUCUACGUCGGUGAUCGUUCGCACCCCCAAGCUAAGGAAAUAUAUGGGAUGCUCAAAGAGGUGCUUCUCCCACAAAUGAAGGAGAUGGAGUACCUGCAUAUGAUCCAAUCCCUACCUGAUUGACAGUCUUUUUUACUUGUCUUUGAGGCUCUGAAAGCAAUGGUGAGGGCUCUUGAUGAUCUCCUUUGGUAGGUACCUGUUGGGCCGCCUUGUCUGAUCUAACUGGAACAAGUGAUCAAAAUUAUGGAGCAACAGUCUAUUAUAUUUUGAAAAUUUUAAUGAGCUCCAGAAGGAAGCAACUUUGGACUGGGGAGAAGCUUGUCAUUAUACCUAGAAGACUGUUUGUCUUGGGGACCAAAGCCAUUGAAGCUUUCUAUGACCUGGAAGAAUGCGAUCAAUGGGCCAGUUUGUCUACUUGAUGUUUCUAAUAAUCUGAAGGCCAAUUUGCUGCACGUCUAGGAAGAAGUUGAAAUAUGAUGUUCCACUGAGCAUUGAGCAACCAGUGAUGUGGUCACAAGGCAUUUGAGGAGUUGGUUUCAUCCACAAUGUUAAUGGGCUGAGCAAGUUGUCACUGGAGUUGGCGCCCAGAAUGGUAAAUAGAAAGGCACAAUGAUCCUGCUCUGUUGGUUGUGUGGUCCUUUCUUUGUUGUGACUGAAAACCGAAGUUAAAAGUCAUUUAACUUAUAGUGCUUCCUCUGCUUGAAGCAUGGAGAGAUAGUUACAAGUUCCCCUAUGGAUCAGUUUGCGAUCAUCUGUAGGAGAAGCACCUUGAAUCAUUUUGUACUUUUAGCAGCAUUCAUAAACCACAAUUUUGUUAAAGAUCUGUGCCGCUGAUUUCUGACUAUCAGAUGUGAUCAAGACAAAGUAGCAGAGUAGUGGUCACUACACAAGCAGAUGCAUCAAUGAGCUUGCAACAAAACGUAAGUAUAUCUUAGUUGAAAACAAGUACUCAUGUUGGGGUUUAAAGAGUCGGGGAUCCUUUGCAUAAGGGAAGUUCUGAUGGCUUAAUUGUUGCAUGGUUAUCAAUGAAUCAUGAAUAUAAUGUCAUGACUUCGACGAUCAUUUUAAUCUUAA
Messenger RNA from Phoenix dactylifera (date palm), 3632 nucleotides. RefSeq lists its product as uncharacterized. Gene Ontology annotation, biological process: RNA modification. The record is from RefSeq and is a predicted model, not a curated record. Lineage: Eukaryota; Viridiplantae; Streptophyta; Magnoliopsida; Arecales; Arecaceae. Gene Ontology annotation, molecular function: RNA binding; protein binding.